CUACGGCUGGUGCUGGCCAACCCUGAGGGCAGCAAGGAGAGCGAGGAGAUCGUCAAGCAGACGGAGGAAGACGUUCCUGGCCCCAUUCCUAUGGAGUCCAUCCAGACAGGCCCAUACGAGGAGAAGAUCUUCAUGCAGUGGAAGGCCCCGAAUGAAACUAAUGGAGUCAUUACACUCUAUGAGAUCACCUAUAAGGCUCUUGGCUCCCUGGACCCCAGCUCAGAUUUGACAACACAACGUGGCCGGGUCUUCAAACUCCAAAAUGAAACCCAUCAUCUCUUCGUAGGGUUGUAUCCUGGCACCACAUACUACUUUACUCUGAAAGCCAGCACAAACAAAGGCUUCGGCCCACCCGUGACCACCCGUAUUGCCACCAAAAUCGCAGCUCCAUCCAUGCCUGAAUAUGAGACCGACUCUCCUCUCAAUGAGACGGACAUGACAAUCACCGUCCUCUUAAAACCUGCCCAAUCACGAGGGGCCCCUGUCAGUGCUUAUCAAGUGGUGGUUCAAGAGAAACGAAAGCAGAAAGUUCGCCGAGCCACGGAUGUGUUGGAGUGUUUCUCCAUUCCUGUUAGCUUCAGAAACGCCUCCAUCUUGAAUUUACCUCACUAUUUUGCGGCUGAACUCCCCCCUGUUAGCCUUGCUGUAGUACAGCCCUUUACUAUAGGAGACAACAAGACUUAUAAUGGCUACUGGAACGCACCACUGUCACCAGCCAAAAGCUACAGCAUUUACUUUCAGGCCUUGAGCAAAGCCAACGGGGAAACCAAAAUCAACUGUGUGCGACUGGCUACCAAAGGUAGGGGACAAAAUACCACGCCCUACAUACUUGUCUUUCCCAGUGAAGGUGCAUCUACCCAGAAUUCCAAUGACAUAGAGCCUGAAAAACAGGUGGACAGCACUGUAAAGAUGGCAGGCGUCAUUGCGGGAAUCCUCAUGUUUGUCAUCAUUCUCCUGGGCGUUCUCCUCACCUUCAAACGCAGAGAAAUCCACACCUGGAGAACUCUAAGUGUGGGAAGAAAUGCAUAUUCCUACUCUUAUUACCUGAAACUAGCUAAAAAACAGAAGGAGACAGCCAGCAGCAGCACCCAGAGAGAGAUGGGGCCCGUAGGCACAGCGGAUAAAAGCACAGGAAAAGUCAGCACGUUACACAAGGAUGAUCCGUUCUCCACCAGCAACCAGGACCUCAACGGAUUCUCCUCCUCUUCUCCAUGCUCCUUCUCCAUCCAGGGUAAAGCCCUCCAGAGUAAAACCCUCCUCAACUCCUACUACUCAGUUUCUAAGGAGCCAGUCCCUGCCACGGCAUCCAUAGAUGGCAGCCACAGUGAGAUGUCCCAGCCCUCGAUGACCAUCCAGACGUACCCAUAUGGAGGCUGUGAGUCGGUGGAGAUGUCCUACCAGGCCGGCCAGUUCCAACCGGCCAUCAGAGUGGCAGACUUGCUCCAACACAUCACCCAGAUGAAGUGUGGGCAGGGUUACGGCUUUAAAGAGGAGUACGAGGGUCUGGCUGAGGGACAAACGGCACCGUGGGAAACUGCCAAGAAGGAUGAAAACCGCAACAAGAAUCGCUACGGCAACAUCAUCGCUUAUGAUCACACUCGUGUCCGACUGCAGCUGCUGGAAGGAGACCCUCACUCUGACUACAUAAACGCCAACUAUAUAGACGGCUACCACAGACCAAGGCACUACAUAGCCACACAAGGGCCCAUGCAGGAAACUCUGAGGGAUUUCUGGAGGAUGAUUUGGCAAGAGAAUUCUGCCAGUAUCGUCAUGGUAACCAACCUGGUGGAAGUGGGCAGGGUGAAAUGUGUCCGGUAUUGGCCUGAUGAGACCGAGCUGUAUGGAGACAUCAAAGUGACGCUGACUGAAACGGAGCCUCUUGCAGAAUAUGUGAUCAGGACUUUUACUGUUCAGAAGAAGGGUCACCAUGAGAUUCGAGAAAUCCGGCAGUUCCAUUUCACCAGCUGGCCUGAUCAUGGUGUUCCCUGCUACGCCACAGGCCUGCUGGGCUUCAUCCGCCAGGUCAAGUUCCUCAAUGCUCCAGACGCAGGACCCAUCGCGGUACACUGCAGUGCUGGUGCUGGAAGAACAGGCUGCUUCAUUGCAGUGGACAUUAUGUUGGACAUGGCAGAGAGUGAGGGUGUGGUGGACAUCUUCAACUGCAUCAGAGAGCUGCGCUCACAGAGAGUCAACAUGGUCCAGACGGAGGAGCAGUAUGUGUUUGUGCAUGAUGCCAUACUGGAAGCAUGUUUGUGUGGGAACACGGCUAUCCCAGUGUGUGAAUUCAGAGCCAUCUACUACAACAUCAGCAGACUGGACCCUCAGACCAACUCCAGCCAGAUCAAAGAUGAGUUUCAGACUCUGAAUAUAGUGACACCGCGUGUCCGUCCGGAGGACUGCAGCGUAGGUCUGCUCCCGCGUAACCACGAUAAGAACCGCAGCAUGGACGUCCUCGCGGUGGACCGCUGCCUGCCUUUCCUCAUUUCUGUUGAUGGCGAGUCUAGCAAUUACAUCAAUGCAGCACUGAUGGAUAGCCACAAACAGCCGGCGGCGUUCAUCGUAACGCAGCACCCUCUGCCCAACACUGUGGCCGACUUCUGGAGGCUAGUGUUCGACUACAACUGCUCCACUAUUGUGAUGCUGAAUGAAAUGGAUGCUGCACAGCUCUGCAUGCAGUACUGGCCAGAAAAAGGCUCCUGCUGCUACGGCCCCAUUCAGGCUGAAUUCAUCUCCGCUGACAUUGACGAGGACAUUAUCAAUCGCAUUUUUAGGAUCUGUAACAUGGCACGGCCUCAAGACGGCUACCGUCUGGUCCAACAUUUCCAGUAUAUUGGUUGGCCAGCGUACAGAGACACGCCGCUGUCCAAACGCUCCAUUCUGCAGCUGGUCAGACGACUGGCCAAGUGGCAGGAGCAGUAUGACGGAGGAGACGGACGCACGGUGGUCCACUGUCUGUGAGUGUGACCUCCACAACACCAGCUCCAUCACAACACAAAGCUGUUAUA
Sinocyclocheilus anshuiensis is the source of this 3005-nucleotide messenger RNA. RefSeq names its product receptor-type tyrosine-protein phosphatase T-like. Gene Ontology annotation, molecular function: protein tyrosine phosphatase activity; protein binding. Gene Ontology annotation, biological process: protein dephosphorylation. The record is from RefSeq and is a predicted model, not a curated record. Bases 91 to 2958 code for a protein of 955 amino acids. Lineage: Eukaryota; Metazoa; Chordata; Actinopteri; Cypriniformes; Cyprinidae. The transcript has 26 exons.